Messenger RNA from Talaromyces stipitatus ATCC 10500, 918 nucleotides. RefSeq names its product monooxygenase, putative. The transcript is spliced from 2 exons. Lineage: Eukaryota; Fungi; Ascomycota; Eurotiomycetes; Eurotiales; Trichocomaceae. The record is from RefSeq and is a predicted model, not a curated record. The coding region runs from base 1 to 918 and encodes 305 amino acids. Gene Ontology annotation, biological process: secondary metabolite biosynthetic process.
AUGUGCCAGGGAGAACUUUCUCGGGGUGCUACCAAGUUUUCAGAACUUGGUGCUGGUGCUGUUCUCAGCCCCAACUCUCAGCGUGCGAUGCAAUUGAUUGACCCUCGUAUAUUUGAAGGUUUUCAGCGACGAGCGGCUUUUGGCGUAGAUCCGCCUGAUGAGAAUGGCAUCUUUCCAUGGAUGACGAUGACUAAGGGUCAGUCGCUGGACAUUGGUGAGCCGGUUAUGCAGUGGAAUCAUGAGAUCAGAGGCUCUACUAUUCACCGAGCGCAUUUCCUUGAUGAGUUGGCUGAGCUUAUCGAACCCAACCACGCUCAUUUUGGCAAGAGCGUGACCAAAAUUAGUGAAAAUGGCGACGAUAACCCAAUCAUUCUAAAUUUCAAGGAUGGUACUACAGCGGAGGCUGACUUGGUUAUUGAGCUGGUACCUGACCAUGGCACAACUCUUGGCUGGUCGAUCUGGGAAAUGCCUCCAGCUCCGACCUACUACAAGGGACGAGUGGCAAUCAUGGGGGAUGCAGCUCAUGCUUCAACUUCCUAUCAAGAUGCCGGUGCAGGUCAGACAAUCGAAGAUUCACUCGUUAUGGAACGGCUGCUUGGAAAAUAUUUCGACCCUGAAAGGGAAAAAGUGCACGCUCUCGACACCGUCGAGACUACACAUCUUAUUUUCCAAGCUUUUGGCACAGUACGCCGUCAUCGAAGCCAAAAGUUUCAGACGACUAGCUCCGAAACUGGUAGAAUUCUAACUGGUGCUGAGCCUGGCGUUUCAAUGAAAGCAGCAGAUAUGAGCAAGAGGAUGGACGGUCGCCAGGACUGGAUGUGGAACUAUGACCAGGAAAUGCAGGUCAAAGAUGCCAUGUUGAUUUUUGAGGAAGUGGAGUGGUCUCGAGCACGAAAUGCCGCUAAUUCUUCGGCUUAA